ACCAAUCGAAACAUCUACACACACUCUCACACACACACACACAUCAUGUUCACCGAGGAGGGCAUCUUUCCCAUAGGCGAUGGCCUGCUGGAUGUGGAUGCCGAACGCUUGAAAGGAUUACUAGUGUCAUUUGACAUCAACGAUAUCUACGAUGUGGAACAGACGCCGUUUGCCAGAGGCAAAUUCGCUGCUGUUCGGAGGGCCAUACACAAGAAUACCGGUUCGCAUUUUGCGGCGAAAUUCUUAAAACGACGCCGACGCGCACAGAGCAGCGAUAAGGAGAUCAAACAUGAAAUUGCCGUCCUAAUGCUAUGCGAGGGCGAGGAGAAUAUUGUCAAUUUGAAUGCUGUGCACGAGACGCGCUCAGAUACAGCACUUUUGCUGGAGUUGGCCACUGGAGGUGAAUUGCAAACUAUUUUGGAUAAUGAGGAAUGCCUAACUGAGGCCCAGGCUCGUCAUUGUAUGCGUGAGGUAUUGAAGGCAUUAAAAUUUCUACAUGAUCGUUCCAUAGCCCAUUUGGACUUGAAGCCGCAGAAUAUAUUGCUCACAGGCGAUCGUAUUGAAGAUGGCCUCAAAUUAUGUGACUUUGGCAUAUCGCGUGUUGUCUGCGAGGGUAUUAAUGUAAGGGAAAUGGCCGGAACACCGGACUAUGUGGCCCCCGAGGUGCUUCAAUACGAGCCACUGUCCCUGCUUACCGACAUUUGGUCUGUGGGUGUAUUGACCUAUGUAUUACUGUCAGGGUUCUCGCCAUUUGGCGGUGAUACCAAACAGGAGACUUUCCUCAAUAUCUCGCAAUGUGCAUUGACUUUUCCGGAUAAUCUAUUUGGUGGUGUUUCACAGGCGGCCAUUGAUUUCAUACGUCGCGCAUUGCGAAUUAAGCCAAAUGAUCGCAUGGAUGUGGCUGGCUGCCUGGAGCAUGUCUGGUUAAAGGAUGAGUGCUCAUUGGAUAGACAAAUCUAUUUGCAAGCGCAGAGUGAUGCCGAGGAAGAGGAUGAUGUGGAUGAUGACGAUGAUGAUGACGACGAUGAUGUCGAUGAUGAAGAGGAUGUGUUUGCAAAUGAACAGCAGCAGCAUCAGCAACAGAAAGAAGAUAAACCACAAGAGCAAGAACCACAGCCGUCACAGCCUCAACAGAAGCAGCCGCAACAGCAGCAGCAGCAACAUAAACAUAGCAAUGGCAGCAGCAGCAGCAGCAGCUCAACCUCAAAAAUUCCCAUUGCCACCAGCAAGCUGAUUGCCAGCCCUUUAACCAGUCCCAGCACAGAAACCACAACGGUUAUACACACGCUUACCAAUGGUAUGGCCAAUAGCUGCUUGCCAAAACCCAAACAGAUGGUGACACCGACGCGACGGGCGUCCGACUCGGAUAAGGAGAACACAUACACGGCCACAUUUGUGAGGAAGCCAUCGUUGGCCAUCAUUCAAUUGGGCCAUAGCAACGGCGGCAAUACCAGCACCAGCCUAGAUGACUCCAGCAGCACAGUUGUGGCGACACUAACCCUCUUUCCGGAUGCUCCAACAACACCGAAAGUGAUCCGCAAGACACCAACUGGAGAGGCAAACUCACCAUCAACAUCGGUUAAGGCUUUGGUUAAGAAAUUUCAAUUGGAAGAUCAACCGGCUGGUGCUAACGGAGUAGCCAGCACAACAAGCAACAGCAAUUGCACCAGCAACACAAACACCAGCAGCACCAGCAGCAGCAACAUCCGUAGAAGCUGCAGCGGAGCGGCGUCGAGCAGUACAUGUCGAUCCUCUGAACCACUGACUGCUGUGCAUAAGAAACAGCAAUUGAAUUGCUCUAGCAACAGUUCCAGUUGCAGUUCAACACCCUCAAGCCCUAGCCCCAGUGCGAGCAGCACUGCCAAUCUUCUAAUGAAUAGCCGUCUACCGUCAGCAGCAGCAGCAGCAGCAUCAGCAUCAGCAUCAGCAUCAACGUCAACCAGCAACAGCAACAGCAAUGCCAGCGCCAGCAACACAACAAACACUGCCAACCAUCAACAUCUGCCGCAUCAUCAUAUGCAUCAUCAUCACCAUCAUCAUCAUCAUGUGGUGAUUGCUGCAAAGAAUGCUGCCGCUGUGGCAGCCACCAACAACCUGAGCUUGGAUCAGGGUAUCAUCUGUUAGCUAAGGGCCAGCCGUGCGAGCCGCAAUGCCAAAAGUUUCUUUCAUCGCUUCCUCUGCUGCAUGUAACCCACAUGGCAAACGGUCCUAGCUGGUCUACUAGGCGACAACACAGUGGAGGACGCAGCCAAGGAGCAACCGAUAUAGCAUAAACCGAUGGGAGCAGAAGAACACACAAGGAUUACUAUAUAUAUACACACACACCAUACAUAUACAUAUAUGAUGUAUUUGCGUUUCUUCGUUUUUCAAUUCAGUUUUUUUUUUUUUUGUUCUUAGU
Molecule: messenger RNA, 2398 nt
Organism: Drosophila willistoni
Lineage: Eukaryota; Metazoa; Arthropoda; Insecta; Diptera; Drosophilidae
Gene: Drak
Product: death-associated protein kinase related
Exons: 5
Coding region: 46-2124 (692 amino acids)
Biological process (GO): protein phosphorylation; intracellular signal transduction; positive regulation of apoptotic process
Cellular component (GO): nucleus
Molecular function (GO): ATP binding; protein serine/threonine kinase activity
Source: RefSeq, a predicted model, not a curated record